Seminavis robusta is the source of this 940-nucleotide messenger RNA. The record is from the annotation of a GenBank genome assembly. NCBI's taxonomy places the organism in Eukaryota, Bacillariophyta, Bacillariophyceae, Naviculales, Naviculaceae.
GUACUGGUACUGGUACUGGUACUGGUACUGGUACUGGUACUCCUCCCUUCGAAGCUCUUCUGUUGGCUGACGACGGCCUUUCGAUCCAAGGCAUUCUACCUUUUAUAGGCGUUGGGCAGUAUACCUUUAUUGGAUCAGUCAACAGAAAGAUGAAUCAACUGUACAAAGAGUACUGCAAAAUUGAACUCAAGAAAAAUCCAAGAAAGGCAAAUGAUAACCCUGGAGGGUUUCGUCCUACUCGUCGCUCUCCAGAAAGCACUGAUACUCUUUACAGCGAAACAUUCUGUAACCAGCCACGUGCAGAAUACUGGCUCAAGGACAAUUCCAGCAAUAAGAUGCCUCAGCGUAAUCAUGUUUGCAAUGUGAUUGCCAGAUAUGGAAAUAUUAUGGUCAUGAAAUGGGCACGGCAACAAGGAUUCUAUUGGAGUGAGCGGACAUGUGCUGCAGCGGCUAGAAAUGGACAUUUUGAAUUACUCCAAUGGUUAAGAGAGAAUGGUUGUCCAUGGAGUGAGCGGACAUGUGAGUACGCUGCUGACGGUGGCCAUUUGGACAUUUUAAAGUGGGCUCGCGAAAAUGGCUGUGCAUGGAAUGAGCGGACAUGCCGUGCUGCUGCUGACGGUGGACAUUUGGAAAUUUUAAAGUGGGCUCGUGAAAAUGGUUGUCCAUGGAAUGCAGAUACAUGCUGGGCUACUGCUAAAAAUGGGAAUUUGGAAAUUUUGAAGUGGGCUCGUGAAAACGGUUGUCCAUGGAAUUGUCACACCUGUAACUAUGCUGCUGAAGGUGGACAUUUGGAAAUUUUAAAAUGGGCUCAUGAAAAUGGUUGUCCAUGGAAUGAACACACAUGUAAGGCUGCUGCUCAAGGUGGGCAUUUGAAAUUCUAAAAUGGGCUCGUGAAAAUGGCUGUCCAUGGAAUUAUUGGACAUGCCGUGCUGCUGCUGAC